Molecule: messenger RNA, 1270 nt
Organism: Rubroshorea leprosula
Lineage: Eukaryota; Viridiplantae; Streptophyta; Magnoliopsida; Malvales; Dipterocarpaceae
Source: the annotation of a GenBank genome assembly
AAACUCAAUAGCAGGACAAAGGGUUUUUCAGUUGGCCAACAAAAACCCUGCACUCCUCCUCGUUUGCUUAAGCUAUGAGGUUCCUCACUCAGUCCAUUUCUGGACGCGGCAGGUCUCUGCUUCGUGAUCUGGGUCGCCGCUACUUUACCGCCGGAACGGACGAGUACGCCAAGCGGAACUACGCCAACAAUGUGACCGAGUACAACACCGUUUUCAAUUCCCUCUCCUUUAAACGCAGGCAUUAUCUGCUGAGGGAUGUGUAUGAUGACAUGAUGCUGGACGGUGUUCAGCCCACCAGAGAUACUUUCCAUGCGUUGCUCGCGGGUACCAUGAAAGGUGCUCGUUUGCAGGAUGCCUUCUUUUUUAGAGAUGAAAUGAAGGCUAUGGGUUUGCUCCCAGAUGUUAGCUUGUACAAUUUUUUAAUCUCAACAUGUGGGAAAUGCCAGAAUUCUGACCAGGCAAUUCAGAUUUUGGAAGAAAUGAAGAAAGAUGGAGUGAAGCCUACCGCACAAACGUAUAUCUGUCUUCUUCAUGCAUGUGCAGCCGCUGGCCGAGUAGAUCGGGCGUUAGUAAUUGUCCGUGAUAUGACUGCUGCUGGUGCUGGAUUGAACAAGUUCUGUUACGCUGGACUCAUAGCUGCACAUAUGAACAAGAUGCCUAGAGCAAAUGAGAUAGCUACCAAAAUUCUUGAGCUUGUAGAGCAGUCGAAAGGGUGGUCAUCAGUUGAAUCAUCUACUACCAAUGCUGGAAAUAUGAUGAUAGGUGUUUCUGAUGAAGAGUUGUAUGACAUGCCUACUGCUGAAUAUGUUCACAGGCGUGGGUUUGUGAACAGACAACUAACUGUGUAUCAUGUUGCCUUUCAUGCUUGUGCAGAACUUAGAAAUAUAGAGGUAACAUCUUAAAUCUUAAAUAGAACCAAUUUUUACCAGCCUUAGCUUUUGUCACUCUUGUCAGCUUGCUCUUGCAUUCAUGAGUAUUUAAUAUUUUUGGUUGUUUUUGCUUUUGGUUUGUAUUGCCUAAACAAUAUGGUGUCCAUAUUUCACCUCCUUGCCAUUGAUUUCUAAAUCAGGAUUUUUCUUAUAUCCAUGGUUAGAAAUAUAUACUUACACUAAGCUGUUAAAGUGGACUGAAACUUUAACAGAAAAUAUUGUAGCUUGCCUGAUCUUAGUCUCUGAUAUAUGGCCGCUGUCAUCUUUCUCACUAACCUUGGUCAUUGGUCUGUUGGUGCUUGGUGUGUGUGUGUGUAGUGAAAGUAGUCACCAGAAAGUUU